AUGCCUAUCUUAAUCGCCUAUGCGACCUCUCACGGCUCGACGAGAGAGGUAGCAGAACGCAUCGCCUCGCGCCUCCACGCCGAUGGCUUUGCCGUCGACUGCCGGUCCGUCGACCACGUAUUCAGCGUGGAGAACUACAGCGCCGUCAUCCUGGGCAGCGCCGUGCACAAUCAAAAGUGGCUGCUGGACGCACAAAAGUUCCUCGACGUCGAGGCCAUGGGUCUCCAGACGAAGCCCACCUGGACCUUCAGCGUCGGCAUGGCUCCGGCCGUCGGCUCGAAAUGGAUCCGAGACCGAGCCGUGCGCCGCGAGUCCCGCCAGAUCGAAGAGGUUGUCCUCCGAAAGGUGCCCAAGGUCCGAGAGCACCGUCUGUUCGCGGGAAAGGAUGACGGUGCAGAGACCCCCGCGCCUGUCCGAUGUCUCUGGAGCUGCAUCGGUGGGCGUUGGGGAGAUUACCGCGACUGGGGCGAGAUUGACGAAUGGGCAGACAUCAUUGCAAAGGAAUUGAAAUUGGAGGGCAUAUGA
Molecule: messenger RNA, 525 nt
Organism: Fonsecaea nubica
Lineage: Eukaryota; Fungi; Ascomycota; Eurotiomycetes; Chaetothyriales; Herpotrichiellaceae
Exons: 1
Coding region: 1-525 (174 amino acids)
Molecular function (GO): FMN binding
Source: RefSeq, a predicted model, not a curated record